Molecule: messenger RNA, 4205 nt
Organism: Dromaius novaehollandiae (emu)
Lineage: Eukaryota; Metazoa; Chordata; Aves; Casuariiformes; Dromaiidae
Gene: NOLC1
Product: nucleolar and coiled-body phosphoprotein 1
Exons: 14
Coding region: 69-2165 (698 amino acids)
Cellular component (GO): nucleolus; nucleoplasm
Molecular function (GO): protein binding
Source: RefSeq, a predicted model, not a curated record
UGUGCGUGCGUGCGUGCGUGCGUGAGUGCGCGCGCGUGCGCGCUGGCGGCACGUGGCGGCGGUGCAGCAUGGCGGGGUGGCGCGCGGUGCCCAGCGACCUGUUCCCCUUCGUGCUCGCCUUCCUGCGCGAGAACCGCUUCGAGGGGGCGGCGCGCGCCUUCGCCAGGGAGGCGGGAGUGAAGGACCAGGAUCCCAACGCUGCCUCUCUCCUAGAUGUCUUUAGUUACUGGCUGAAGUCUCCUGCUGCCAAAAAAAGAAAGAUUGUUCCCAAUGGACCUCAUGCAAAGAGGAAAUCUUCCUCAAGUAGCGAUGACAGUUCCAGUGAGGAAGAUGAGACGCCCCCAGCCAAGAAACCAGCUAAGAUAACAGCUGUGCCCAAGGUGAAAGCAACUCCUCCUGCCAAGAAGGCAGAGAGCAGCAGUGAGGAUUCCAGUGAUGAUUCAGACUCAGAGGAGGAAAAGAAGCCAGCAAAGAAAGGAACAAAACCAGCAGUGAAGCCAGCUGGAACCAAAAUCCAGCCUCAGAAGAAAGCAGAGAGCUCCAGCUCUGACUCGAGCAGCUCAGAGGAGGAAGCACCAAAGAAACAGCCACCAAAACCAGUAACACCUAAAUCAGGAAGUAAAGCUGCCCAGGUAACUACCAAGCUGGUCAAUGGAAAAGCAGCAAGCAGUAGCAGCAGUAGUGAAGAUUCUGAUGAGGAAAAGGCUGCCCCGAAGAAGGCUGUUCCCAAGAAAUCGCCUGUACCUAAACCUGCAGCCACUCAAGCAUGUCCGGGCAAAACCAAACCUGCCAAGGAAAGUUCCAGUAGUGAGGACUCUUCUGACAGCUCCGAGGAUGAAAAGCCAGCUACAAAACAGAAGCCAAAGUCUGGUCCAUACAGUGCUGUACCACCUCCUCAGGCUACACAGCCAAAGAAAGCCCUUGCCAAGGCCCCUGCAAAAAAGGCUGAGAGCAGUGACUCCUCAGACAGCAGUGAUGAGGCAGAGCAGGUGCCCACAAAGGCAGGAGCAGGCAAAGCAGUGGCAGCUAAAACAAUUCCUGGUGUCAAAAACAAAGUUGUGACUGCCAAGAAGGCCGAAUCCAGUUCGGACAGUGACUCAGAUUCUAGUUCUGAGGAAGACAAGAAGGUAGGGGGUAAGCUCCCUGCUAAACAACCUCUGAUAAAGAAUCCUUCUAAACCAGCAAAGGUAGCUGCCAAGCCCGCACAAGCAAAGAAAGACUCCAGCUCCUCCUCGGACAGCUCAGAUUCUGACAGCUCUGAAAAUAAGGCCCCCGUGAAGCCUGCAGCAAAAGCAGCACCCCCUGCAACCAAGAAGUCACAAGCUACCACAAAGAAAGCACGAAGUAGCUCCGAUUCAGAUAGUAGUAGCUCCAGCAGCUCUGAGGAUGAAAAGAAGAAGAAAGCCCCUCCAGCUAAAUUAACUGGCAAAGCGGGUAAGCCGGUGUCCAAACCUUGCACCCCAGCUCCCAAGGAAAGGUCAUCAGACUCUGAUAGCUCAAGCAGCGAGGAAGAAAAGAAGCCAGCAGCGAAACCCGUCAGCAAAUCGACGGGGGCCACAAAAGCAAUUGUGGGGAAGAAGGUGGCUGCUGCUAACAGUAGCAGCAGCUCAUCUGAUAGCUCCAGUGAAGCAGACGAGAAGCCCAAAAAGGCAGGGAAAGGGGCACAGAACAGUGCUCAGACCACUGCUUCUGCAGAGAAAGCAAAAGCUUUAUCCACAUCAGCAGCAAAUAAUCUGAAGUCCAAACGAGCUGGUGGAAGCAGCAGCAGCAGUGAAAGCAGCUCUGAAGAAGAGACAGGAAAAGCAAAUGGAGGCAUGAUCCAGAAGAAACGAAAGAGGGAAGAUAUCCAGGAGCCAGAGACACCAGACAGUAAAAAGGCAAAGAUCAAAGCCAAAACACCACACACGUUUCCCAAGGUGAAACAGCCAGCCUCUCCAUUCCGACGAGUAAGAGAAGAAGAGAUUGAGCUGGAUGCCCGCGUUGCUGAUAACUCAUUUGAUGCAAAGAAAGGAGCUGCUGGUGACUGGGGUGAGAAGGCCAACAACAUCCUGAAAUUCACCAAAGGCAAAUCUUUUCGCCAUGAGAAGACAAAGAAAAAACGGGGCAGCUACCGUGGGGGCACUAUAUCAACCCAAGUCAAUUCCAUCAAGUUUGAAAGUGACUGACAGUGUCUCUUUGGGAAUUCAUAAACCGUCCGCUCACCAGAGUCACUUGGAUGGGCGUGUGAAUAUUAUGGACAUCAAUCCUGUCUGGAGUAUUAUCUCCCCCAGCCCCAUGUGGGGCAGGCAGCUCCAACACGGGGAUGUGGGAGAAUGGUUGGACAUUUCCCCAGUUAUUUCUGGCUAAUUCUGGUUUAGACCCCUAAUAGGGAACCAUCCUAGAGCUGGUGUUACUGGACACUACUAGGGUGACCUUCAAGACUUAAAUUAUGUACAGUCUUAUUUUAAAAGGCUGGCAGUGAUUUUUCAUUUCAGGUUCCUGCCUAUCCAGUAAAGGAAAGAGAACUUCUUUUCUGUAGCAUAACCGCCCAUUUCUUUUUCAUCUAGUUUAACUUCAGGUACCUGUGAAAUUGCAAGUACAAUAACUUGCCUUUGGCUGGUUACUGUAAGAGCAACAACUCCCUCGAACCCUUUGGCUGUAAUCCCCACACCCAUUUCACAUUUGUAGUUCACAAUUGCAGUAUGAUGGAGUUCCUCUUUUUUGUUUCGUUUUUUUAUGGUUUCAUCUUGCAGUUAAUUCGCACCUUCCUCCUCCUCCUGUUCCUGUUGAGGCUACUAAGUAGAGAAGUUAGAGAAGCAGAGUGUUAACACACCAGCGUAGUUCAGGAAUCAUAUUGCUUGCAAGUUGGUGGCUGUUGUCAGAAAGGCCAAGUACUAUAGUGCUGUGGCACUUUCGAUAAGGUUUUUAUUGUGAAUGUAGCCCAGGCAGGGAGAUGUACAGGAACUCCUGACUCUGUGGAGGUUCUAACAUUCGAAGAAGGGUCUUUGGCCCAGUGGAAAUGCUUAAAGAGGCAGAGGAAAUGGUCUUUUUUUUCCACUCAGCUCUGCUUUUUGUUGAGUCUUUGUUUCAGAGGUUUUGACUGCAGUGUGGUGCUGCUCCUUGUUCUCUCUGAGCAUAUAACAUGCCAGCAUAUGCUUUUCUCCAGCAAUGUGCAGUGCAGCUUAUGAAGAGCUGAGAUGAAUGUAACAUUGAUGCCUUAAAUUUCUUUCCCUGACUGGAUCAUGUGCUCUUUUUGAGCUGUUUUCUAUCUGUCAGGUCCCUGGGAAGAAGUAAAAUAUCAGUUUCCUGUAGCACUGUAGUAAGUAAAGCCUGGAGCUGUAAGAUUUGAAGCAUUAGCUUCAAGCACAAGUUCUGUAUGGGAAGUGGGGUCUCAAAACAAGUUCAGCAACUUGCACCCUAAACUGAGUUUUCAAGGGCAAUGGAGAUAAUCUAAUGGUUUACUGCUGUUGAAGGGAGAUCUAGCUCUCCCUCCAGUUGCUUGGCUUUGCCUGCUUACCAUUUCUGGUGCAACUCACAAAUCUGGUAGAACAUGGCUCCCCCACCACUUUUUUUUCCUGUUAGGUGAGUUACUAAGUUAAAGUUAUUUUAUGGAGCAGUCUGUUGACCCCACAGCCAGUAUGAAUUCAACAAUGGUAGAGCAUGUUAAGGAAAAGGGCAGUAAUGGGCUGUUAGGUCUGCUUGCCUCAUCUCAUGAAACUACCAGCCACGAAGAGAGGUUAUGCAGGGUCUGAUUUCCAUGUCUCCAUUCACUCCCAGCAGGGUGACACAGAAAAGAGCCCUGUUGUUAUAGGGAGCCACAUAUGUGUGCAGUGUCAGAUAAUUGAGGGUUGGAUGAGACUGAUGAGCCACCCCCAUGCACAUUAGCUGCAGCUUGUUUUGAUGAGCAUUUUUCAGCACUUCCCCUCAGGCUUGCCCAAUCAGUCCGAUUGUUGGAUGCUAUGCAGCCAUGCAGAGGGGCCCAGGGGACCGUGGUCAUCAUGAAGAGCUUAAGGUUAGAAGCCAAAGCAGGGUGGGAAGAAAGUAUUUUCAGCUUCCAGUGGGGAUUUGAACAAUCUUUAUUGUGAUUUGCCAUUUGCCCUCUUUUGUCCUCCUUAUUGGAAACUUUAAUUUUGGAACCGUGAAGGUUAAACUUUUAAAAACUUUUAGGGGUAUUUUAUGUGUGAGCACACAAGUGUCUCAGAAAAUAAAGAUAGCUGCCUUUGUAA